Molecule: messenger RNA, 1189 nt
Organism: Solanum lycopersicum (tomato)
Lineage: Eukaryota; Viridiplantae; Streptophyta; Magnoliopsida; Solanales; Solanaceae
Product: peroxidase 43
Biological process (GO): hydrogen peroxide catabolic process; response to oxidative stress
Cellular component (GO): plasmodesma; plant-type cell wall
Molecular function (GO): peroxidase activity; heme binding
Source: RefSeq, a predicted model, not a curated record
UUUAUUAUAUUUCCCACUCAUCUAUUUAUUAUUAUCAUAGCAUAUUCCUCUCCAUUUUAUUUUUCUAAUAUAACAACAACAAUGGCAUUGUUCAACAAAGAUGCAAAGAGUUUUAUAAAAUUAAUUUCAAUAAUUUGUUUCCUACAAAUAUCAGCUCUAAAUGGACAACUUAGAGUUGGGUUUUAUUCUGAAAGUUGUCAUAAUGUAGAGUCCAUUGUUAGUUCUAUGGUUAAAGAAGCUUCACAAAGAGAACCAAGAAUGCCAGCCAUCUUACUACGACUUCAUUUCCAUGAUUGCUUUGUUCAGAAGGGUUGUGAUGGAUCAAUUUUGAUCGAUAAUGUUAAAGAAGCUGAAAAAAAUGCAUUUGGUCAUGAAGGACUUGGAGGAUUUGCUGAGAUUCAGAAAGCCAAAACUCAAUUGGAAGUUCAAUGUCCUGGUGUUGUAUCUUGUGCUGAUAUUGUCGCUUUAGCGGCUAGAGACGCUGUCGUCAUGGCUGGCGGAGAAUCUUAUGAAGUAGAGACAGGUAGAAGAGAUGGAAGAGUAUCAGAUUUGUCAUUUGCAUCCAAAAUGCCAGAUGUGGAUGACUCAAUUGAAGUUCUCAAAGAAAAAUUCAAAACCAAAGGCUUUAGUGAGAAGGAUCUCGUCACUUUGAGUGGGGCACAUACAAUUGGCACAACAGCUUGUUUUUUCAUGCCUAAAAGACUAUACAAUUUUACUGGAAAAUCAGAUGCAGAUCCAAGUAUAAAUCCUAAAUUCCUCUCAGAAUUAAGAAGCAAAUGUCCCAAAAAUGGGGACGUAAACGUUCGAAUAUCGCUCGAUAACCUAAGUGAAAGAAAAUUUGAUGAUCAAAUAAUGCACAACAUAAAGAAUGGAUUUGCAGUUAUAGCAUCAGAUGCAAGGCUUUAUGAUGAUAAUGCUACAAGAGCAGUGGUUGAUUCUUAUCUUGAGAUUACAGAGAAAUUAAAUCCCAAUUCAUCUUCAUUUGGGACUGAUUUUGGUUUAGCAAUGGUUAAAUUGGGAAGGCUUGAGGUUAAGACUGGAUUACUAGGAGAGAUUAGAAAGGUUUGUAAUUCUUUUAAUAAAAUGUAGUUUAUAAAGUUGUGAUAUUACUUAAUUAAGGUUGGAGGUCAUAUAUUAUAAGUAGUAAUACAUUUUAAUUAGUAUUAAAAGAAUGUUAAUCUUGAAGUUA